Messenger RNA from Neoarthrinium moseri, 1479 nucleotides. RefSeq lists its product as uncharacterized. The coding region runs from base 1 to 1479 and encodes 492 amino acids. Lineage: Eukaryota; Fungi; Ascomycota; Sordariomycetes; Amphisphaeriales; Apiosporaceae. Gene Ontology annotation, biological process: tRNA methylation. The record is from RefSeq and is a predicted model, not a curated record. Gene Ontology annotation, molecular function: tRNA (uridine) methyltransferase activity. The transcript has a single exon.
AUGGGCUUCACACCGACUGAGUAUGCCCCUGGCUCUCCCCACAUCGUUGAGGACCUCUCGGGGGCCGAAUGGGUACCCUUGUUCCACCAUGACUGCAGCUUCAGCCCGGCCAUCUUUGUGCAGGUCAUGCUGAAUAUGAUUCGCAACCCCAACCUCAACUCGUCCUGGCUUUUUCGUGCAGACAUACUGUUGGAAGAAGACGGCGAGGCAAUCGGCGCCCCCAAAGCCGGGGGAGUGCAGCCAAGAUACGUGCAUUUCCAGGAUUUUCACCUAGACAAGUGCCUGGUCAGGAAGCUUAUUCCCCGUAAUGCUCUACGAGAUAAUCCCUUGGAUCAGACGUGCCUGGUCUACCAUGGCGGCCAGCCAGGUGUAGCCGAGAAGACCAUGGUUGUCUACAACCCGCAUUACUCCUCAGAAUCCGAGGUGCCCUUCUACCACCCCAGGGUUCGAGGCCUCAUCUUUCUGCACGAGUGGGACGCCAAUGCAGGCUCAGGCGUUGUCUCUAUUCACUAUUGCUUCUUUGAUGAAAAGGUCCGCGAGCAGAAGUUGAUCAGGACCGCCAUCAACUUGUUGAUGGUUCUUCACAAGCACGGCCAGGGCUCGGACGCUGGCUACGUCAAGCGCGUAAACCACGACACCAUCAUACCUCAGGCGACGGUGCAGAACACGUUUGCCAGACUGAAGCAGAAGUAUGCCCGGAAAAUCAUCCACAGCUGGGCUGAACAGACGGAUCCUUCGAAGCACGUCUUUGAAGAUCUCGGCAUUGCUGCCUUCCUCAUCGAACUAUGGCGCGAGAUGUACCAUGAGAAGCCGUUUCCGGGUUUCGUCGAUAUCGGUUGUGGCAACGGGCUUCUGGUCCAUCUGCUUCGGCAGGAGGGCUACGCCGGCUGGGGAUUCGACGCGAGGACGCGCAAGUCGUGGGAGAACUAUAACUCUGAUGCAGAUGCAACAUCGAGCCUCGCAGGCCACCCGAGCCUGCGGCAGCAUGUCCUCUUGCCGUCCGUCGCCACAUCUGGAGAGGAGCCGCAAGCUGGCGGUGAAGGUACUGAGGGUCUCAUUCACGACGGAGUGUUUCCCCAGGGCACCUUCAUCAUCUCCAACCACGCGGAUGAGCUUACCCCGUGGACACCCUUGCUCGCCACCGCGUCAGUUUGUCCGUUCAUCAUGAUCCCCUGUUGCAGUCAUGCGCUCUCCGGGGCCAAGUUCCGGGCACCCGCACCAAAGAAGCAAGAUAAGUCCGUCUCAGCAUACUCGUCCCUGGUCUCGUGGGUAUCACAAAUCGCUGCAGACUGCGGAUGGGAGGUGGAGACGGAGAUGCUUCGGAUACCCAGUACGAGGAACACGGGCUUGCUGGGAAGACGGAGGACAAAGGAUUUCUCUUCGAUCAACCUAGAGGACAUCAUGGCCAGGUAUGGAGGGACAGCAGGGUAUGCGGAGAACGUCAUGAAGUUAGUGAAGCAGACUCCGCGAGGCCACUGA